Messenger RNA from Branchiostoma floridae (Florida lancelet), 2678 nucleotides. RefSeq names its product ephexin-1-like. The transcript has 14 exons. The record is from RefSeq and is a predicted model, not a curated record. Lineage: Eukaryota; Metazoa; Chordata; Leptocardii; Amphioxiformes; Branchiostomatidae. Bases 41 to 1798 code for a protein of 585 amino acids. Gene Ontology annotation, biological process: activation of GTPase activity. Gene Ontology annotation, molecular function: protein binding; guanyl-nucleotide exchange factor activity.
UCAAGACAGAAAGUUGUCGGAGCCAGCCUCAGAUGUGUACAUGGACUUUGACGAGGUCCCCACCCUCCAACAGCCGAACCUGCAGGAACCCUCUGGGUAUGACUAUGAGACUCCCAUGUUCCCUGGGGGAGAGAUGCCAGCCUUCCUCACACCCAUCAAUCAAAGGGUUGAGCCAGCUCACACUGAAAGUUCAGGUGCAGACCUGAGUGUGGACUAUGUCAGUAGAAGCAAAAACAGACAGAGCAGAUUUUUCCAUGAACCCCUGUAUCAGGUCUACAGAGCACAGAACUCAGCCAGAAGUAUCAGGAGUAACCGUUCAGAUGCUAUCACAGAGGAGGACAUAGAGGAGGAGGAUGGUGACGAUUAUGAGGAUGUCGUAUCCAUGUCUGCUAGUGAAGCUUCUCUCAAGAGAACCAUGUGGAAAGACCUACCUGAGGUGCGGACGAGUGGAUUCCUGAAUUCGCUGAGCUCUGCUGAGUUGAAGCUCCAGGAAGCCCUGUUUGAGGUCGUGACCUCCGAGGCGUCGUACCUCCGUAGUCUGAACAUACUGGUGGACCAUUUCAUGCCUGGGCUCAUCCGACCACUCAGUAGGACAGAGAGAACACAUCUUUUCUCUAACUGUAAGGAAGUCAGGGACCAGAGUGAGAGACUGUUACUUGCAAUGGAAGGGCAGCUCCAGAAAGACAUCCGCCUGUCCAAGGUGCCUGACCUGGUGCUGAACCAUGCCAGGAGCUAUUUUGAGGAGUACAUCAAGUACUGUAGGAACCUGGUGUACCAAGAGAGAGUUCUACGCAGGCUCACGACCGAGAACACGGGGUUCCACAGCAUGCUGCAGAAGCUGGAGGUAGACCGGAUGUGUGCAGGGCUGGACCUGCAGUCCUUCCUCAUACUCCCCAUGCAGAGGAUCGCUCGGAUGCCCCUCCUCUUCGAUGCAAUCAUCCAGAGAGCUGAAGUUGGGACAUCCCUUUAUAACUCUGCAUACAGAGCAUACAAGUUUCUGAGCAAGACACUUAAAGCCUGUAAUGAAGAAGCCAGGAUAAUGGCUAAGACAGAGGAGAUGGUUCUGCUGCAGAAACAGUUGACUUUCAAGCCAGGAGUAAAGGAAAUCGCAGUGGUUUCUGGUAAGAGGUACCUGGUGAAGAAAGGAGAGCUGACUCAGAUCACUCAGGAGAAGAAAAAGUACCUGAGACAACCGCUACACAUGUUCCUCUUCACCGAUCUUCUACUCGUCACAAAGAAGAAAAGUGAUUUGCAGUAUACCAUCAUCGAUUAUGCCGAAAGAAGUUUUGUGGAAGCCAAAGAAAAGGAGGAUCCAGACUUUGCCCUGUCAGCCACCAAACUCACGGCCACUCAGAAGCUCCGCCGGUUCACAGGCACACUGACCAUCCCUCCUAUAGAGUCUCUCUUCACCAUGGAGCUGUUUGAAAACCACGAGGGGAAGCAUGUCAUGAUAGACCUUGCCUCAACUUUGAGUGAGAGGACUCGGUGGGUGGAAGCCAUUAUGCCACCAAAGUCGGACGUGUCGGGAGAAACUAUUUAUGAGGAAUGGGACUGUCCACAAGUCCAGGUGAUCCACCCGUACCAGGCCCAGCAGCCAGACGAGCUGGAACUGGAGCGCUCCGACAUUAUCAAUGUCAGCAGGAAGAUGGCAGAUGGUUGGUAUGAAGGAGAGAGGAUCAGAGAUGGUGAGAAGGGCUGGUUCCCUUCCAGCUACACUGAAGAGAUUGAGAAUUCUCACGCUCGCGCCCGCAAUCUCAAGUACAGGCACAGGAGACAACUAUCCCUCGGAGAGGCCUAGGCAGAAAGUUACGGAUCACAGCUACACUGAAGAGAUUGAAAAUUCUCACGCUCGCGCCCGCAAUCUCAAGUACAGGCACAGGAGACAACUAUCCCUCGGAGAGGCCUAGGCAGAAAGUUACGGAUCACAGCUACAUUGAAGAGAUUGAGAAUUCUCACGCUCGCGCCUGCAAUCUCAAGUACAGGCACAGGAGACAACUAUCCCUCAGAGAGACAUAGGCAGAAAUUUACUGAUCACAGCUACACCGAAGAGAUCGAGAAUUCUCACGCUCGCGCCCGCAAUCUCAAGUACAGGCACAGGAGACAACUAUCCCUCGGAGAGACAUAGGCAGAAAUUUACUGAUCACAGCUACACCGAAGAGAUCGAGAAUUCUCACGCUCGCGCCUGCAACCUCAAGUACAGGCACAGGAGACAACUAUCCCUCGGAGAGACAUAGGCAGAAAUUUACUGAUCACAGCUACACCGAAGAGAUCGAGAAUUCUCACGCUCGCACCCGCAACCUCAAGUACUGGCACAGAAGACAACUAUCCCUCGGAGAGACAUAGGCAGAAAACAUGUUUUUAACAAUGGGGAAUCCUGUUGUCCUAAAGUUUUGUAAUCAAGAACAGACUUUGGUCGUGACACUAUUUCUCGACAGAUAACAGAAGACAAGAUACAAGUUUGUCACUCUACAAGGUACUGUCGGGUUGUGCGGUUAUUUUGCUUCCUAAACGCUUUUUGCUGGUUGGCAAAAGUUACUGAUCAAGGAACAUCCAUGUACCUUCUCAAGUUGUACAGUUUUUUUUGAGGGGGGUGCGGCUAAAAGAUAAAGAAAUCAUGCAAGAUAAAUUUAGUGGUGUAUUACAAAUUAUCAAAUUGGUGAGGUGUAUAGAGGGUGUUG